CAGGCCCCCAGUCUGACCCCCCCUUGCCUCUCAGGAGCUGGAGGCCAUCAAAGCCCGCGUGCGGGAGAUGGAGGAGGAGGCGGAGAAGCUGAAGGAGUUGCAGAACGAGGUGGAGAAGCAGAUGAACAUGAGCCCCCCGCCGGGCAACGCUGGCCCAGUCAUAAUGUCCUUAGAAGAAAAGAUGGAGGCUGACGCUCGGUCCAUAUACGUGGGUAAUGUGGAUUACGGGGCAACGGCCGAAGAGUUGGAGGCUCAUUUCCACGGCUGCGGGUCCGUCAACCGUGUCACCAUCCUGUGUGAUAAAUACAGUGGGCACCCCAAGGGGUUCGCCUACAUUGAGUUCUCCGACAAGGAGUCUGUGCGCACCUCCAUGGCGCUAGACGAAUCCCUGUUCAGGGGGCGACAGAUCAAGGUGAUACCCAAGCGGACCAACCGGCCCGGCAUCAGCACCACAGACCGGGGCUUUCCCCGGGCCCGGUUCCGAGGGCGCGGUUCGGGCUACACCAGCUCCCGGGCCCGGUUCUACAGUGGAUUCAGCAGCCGACCCCGUGGACGCUCAUACAGGGGCCGGGCUAGAGCAACCUCAUGGUAUUCCCCUUACUAAAAAAGUGUUUUUUGGGAAAGAAAAGAAAAAAAAAAAAGAGGAGAAAAAAAAAGAGAAGAAUGUGACAGUGCUGGAGCAGCCCCGUGGGGGCGAGCCGUGGGGCGCGGUGGGGGGCGGGGGCGGCUCUAUGAGCACAGGGCACUCCUCCUCUCUGUCCUCCUUCGCUCCCCCUUUCCCUGCCACGGGCGGGCUCCUCCCUCCGUCCACGGGCGGCCCCGCUUCCUUCCCUCCUUCUGCGCCCGGCCCCCUUCACUUCUCCGCCUUGGGCGCGGCUUCGCUCCUCCCUUCUCCCUGGCUUGUUCCCUCGUUCGGGUCCUCCCCCGCGGGUGGGACCUAGCCCCUGCGCUGCCCCUUCUGCCCCCCGCCUGGCUCCCUCCUCCCUUCCACUCCUCCGCUGCCCCUGCCCCCUUCCCUCCAUCCGGGCCGGGCUGUUACCUGCCGUAUUUCAGUGUCUUUAUCUUUGCAGGUGGCUUUAGCCUGAAGGAAUUGUCGAGCCGCACGGAGCUCUUGCGACCAGA
This is a messenger RNA of Chrysemys picta bellii (western painted turtle), 1122 nucleotides long. The record is from RefSeq and is a predicted model, not a curated record. Lineage: Eukaryota; Metazoa; Chordata; Testudines; Emydidae.